This is a messenger RNA of Habropoda laboriosa, 2136 nucleotides long. Its product is annotated as myosin type-2 heavy chain 1. The record is from RefSeq and is a predicted model, not a curated record. The transcript is spliced from 2 exons. Lineage: Eukaryota; Metazoa; Arthropoda; Insecta; Hymenoptera; Apidae. The coding region runs from base 1 to 2136 and encodes 711 amino acids.
AUGAUCUUCCAAGGAUUGCCAAUCUUUGCCAUCUUCUGCAUUGCUGCUUCUCUGGCUUUGCCAUUUGGAGCACAGAACAACGCGAACAAUGGUAAUGCACAAGGGAACAACCCUGCUGACAAGGUUGUAGAUGGCUUACAAGACCUCGUGAAAUCCGCUGAGUCCUUGCUCGAAAAUGAAUUGAAGAACAUCGCGAACCAGUCUGUACAGAUCUGGGAAGACUUGAAGGGACAGUUAGAGUCGGUCGAGGAUAAUGCCAGUGAGGUCGUUAGCAACGCUACAAAUCUCUUGGGACAUAUUAUCGACAAUCUUAUAAACUCGGCCGCCAAAGUUACGAAAAACGCCCAAAAGAUCGCAGAAAACGAGUUGAACGCAGCCAAUGACCUACUCAAUAAAACUUCUGAGGAUUUGAAAGAUGCUCUUGGAAAGCUUGCGAACGGCACAGAUGACACCGUGAAGGAUGUACAAGACAAAUUGGAAGGACUCCUCGAGAAGGGUGCUGAAGCUCUGAAGAACGCAAGCAACACCUUGGAGAACGUUGUAAAUCAAACGGAAGAGGAUGCCGGUAAAGUUUUCAAUGACAUCAAAAAUACCACAACGAAAGAACUGCAAAAGCUCUUGGAUCAGUUCGCCAAGCUUGUGGAAGAGGCUAAAGAAGAUAUCGAAUCGAUGAACGAGAAUGCAGCCAAGAUUUUAAAGAAAGUGCAAGACGCACUAGCCGAUCUGGAAAAAGAAGUCAGUAAGGUUAUCGGUAAUCUUCUCAAUUCCGUGGGUGACGAGAUAAAGAACAUUGGAGAUACUGUUGGCAAGGUCGGUGCUGAUAUAGCAGAUGUCGUGAACAGCACUGUAUCCGAUCUGAUAGAAGAUGCUAAGAAAAUCGCUGAUGACGUGAUUGAUGAUACCGCGGAGGUCGCGAAAGGUAUUGUCGAUGCUGUGAAUGAUUUGGUAAAGAAUCUGUCGGACGUCGUGGGCCACGUUGAGAAGGCUGUGCAAGACUUUGUUAAUAGUGUGCACAACGGAAUCCACCAGUUUGAGAAAACAGUUAUUGACACCGUUCAGAACGUAGCAAACGGUAUUACGGAUGCCAUUAAGCACACAGAAGAUCUUGUGUCGAAAAUUGUCGAUGAUAUUUUGAAGGAAGUUGGUCACAUCGUAUCCGAAGGUAGCAACUUGGUGCACAAUAUAACCGAAAAGAUCGAACAGGAUGUGGAGAAAGCCGAGACUAUAUCAUCUAAGAUCCUGAAUGAUAUUAAAAAUAAAACGCAAGAGAAAUUGAAAGAGCUUAAUAACGAUAUCGAUAAUUUGAAUGAUGAAGUCGCAGAUGUGAAAAACGCUAUCAAACAAAAGGUACAAAAAAUCGCCGGUAAGAUAGCCGACGCUUUGAACACCUUGGAGGGAGCUGUGAACAGCGUGUUGGAGGGUGUUAAACAGAAAGCUGGCAAGCUUGCGAACGACUUGAAACACAUCAUUGAAUCGAAUGUACAAAAUAUUCUGCAGAAGACCGCCCAAGCUGUGAACGAUGCCGGUAAUACAGCUGGAGAUGUCGAAAAGGCGACAGCUACUGUUUUGAACGACACAUUUUCUGGACUGAAGAAGGAUGCUAAGAAUAUUCUAGAUGAUGCCAAACAAUCUGUCCAUGAUGCAGUUAAUGAUAUUACAGGCCAAAUUUCCAAUGCUCUCGAUAAUGUUAAGAAUACCGCAAAGGGUGCUUUAGAAGACGCUAAACAAAUGAGUUAUCAUCUUGGCGAUGACAUUAGGGACCUGAUUGGCCAUGUGUUACACGAUUCCGGUGAUAUGGUCAAACACAUUUUGGACGAUGUUAACAAAAUCAUCGGCGAUGUUGUCGGUAACACUCAAAAUGUUGUUGAUCAUACAAUUGGAGAUGUAAAGUCUAUCAGUUUUGGCAUUUUCAAUGAUGUAAAGAGUGUGAUUGAAAAUGGAGUGAAUGACGCGGGAAAUGGUGUAAAGGAUAUAAUCGAUGGAAUUCAAAAUGGAGUCGGUGACUUAGUUCACAACUUUGAUAACGCUAGGGACCAGGCUGGUGAUGUUUUGCACCAUAUCAACCACGAUGUUGCACAUACUGCUGAUAAUAUUAUAGGUAACAUAAAUAAAAUUUUACAGAAAACUAUGAAUUAA